Molecule: messenger RNA, 7006 nt
Organism: Nycticebus coucang (slow loris)
Lineage: Eukaryota; Metazoa; Chordata; Mammalia; Primates; Lorisidae
Gene: TRAF6
Product: TNF receptor associated factor 6
Exons: 7
Coding region: 223-1830 (535 amino acids)
Biological process (GO): positive regulation of JNK cascade; regulation of apoptotic process; tumor necrosis factor-mediated signaling pathway
Cellular component (GO): plasma membrane signaling receptor complex
Molecular function (GO): tumor necrosis factor receptor binding; ubiquitin protein ligase activity; zinc ion binding
Source: RefSeq, a predicted model, not a curated record
GCAGCGGCAUCCGCGGCCGGGACUGGGGCUCCGGGCGGUCCGGAGACACAGCGGCUCUGCUCCUUGAGCCCGGACGCUGACGUCUGGACCGCCUCGCCUCAGAGCGCGGUGUCCAAGUCUUCCGGCGCCUUGGCUGAGCGGAGCCGUGUGGCUGGGCGGAGCCCUGCGCGCCUUGUCCAGAGGCCCAGCGCACUAGAACGAGCAAGUGACAAUAAAGUUACUAUGAGUCUGCUAAACUGUGAAAACAGCUGUGGAGGCAGCCAGUCUGAAAGCGACUGCUGUGCCGUCAUGGCCAGCUCCUGCAGUGCCACUGCGAAAGAUGACAGCGUGACGGGGACUGCCAGCACGGGGAACCUCUCCAGCUCCUUUAUGGAAGAGAUCCAGGGAUAUGAUGUGGAGUUUGACCCACCCCUGGAAAGCAAGUACGAAUGUCCCAUCUGCUUAAUGGCAUUACGAGAACCCGUGCAAACACCAUGUGGCCACAGAUUCUGCAAAGCCUGCAUCAUAAAAUCGAUAAGGGAUGCAGGUCACAAGUGUCCAAUUGACAAUGAAAUACUGCUGGAAAAUCAACUAUUUCCUGACAAUUUUGCAAAACGAGAAAUUCUUUCUCUGACGGUGAAGUGUCCAAAUGAAGGUUGUUUGCACAAGAUGGAACUGAGGCAUCUUGAGGAUCAUCAAGCAUACUGUGAGUUUGCUCUUACAAAUUGUCCCCAAUGCCAACGUCCUUUCCAAAAAUGCGAAAUUAAUGUUCACAUUCUCAAGGAUUGUCCAAGGAGACAGGUUUCUUGUGCAAAUUGUGCUAAAUUGAUGGCAUUUGAAGAGAAAGAGAUCCAUGAUCAGAACUGUCCUUUGGCAAAUGUCAUCUGUGAAUACUGCAAUACCAUGCUCAUCAGAGAACAGAUGCCUAAUCAUUAUGAUCUGGACUGCCCUACAGCCCCAAUUCCAUGCACAUUCAGUACUUUUGGUUGUCAUGAUAAGAUGCAGAGGAAUCACUUGGCACGCCACCUCCAGGAGAACACCCAGUCACACAUGAGAAUGUUGGCCCAGGCUGUUCAUAGUUUAAGCCUUGCUUUAACUCCCAUUCCUCAGCGAGAUGCGUUUCCAUGUGAUCUUGCCUCUCCGCCUCGAAUUCCCUCACAGGAUUUCCAGGAAACCAUUCACCAAUUAGAGGGUCGCCUUGUAAGACAAGAUCAUCAAAUCCGGGAGCUAACUGCUAAAAUGGAAACUCAGAGCAUGUAUGUAAGUGAGCUCAAACGGAGUAUUCGAUCCCUUGAGGACAAAGUUGCUGAAAUUGAAGCACAGCAGUGCAAUGGGAUUUACAUAUGGAAGAUUGGCAACUUUGGGAUGCACUUGAAAUCUCAAGAAGAAGAGAGACCUGUUGUCAUUCACAGCCCUGGAUUCUACACAGGCAAACCCGGGUACAAGCUCUGCAUGCGCUUGCACCUUCAGUUACCAACUGCUCAGCGCUGUGCAAACUACAUAUCCCUGUUUGUCCACACAAUGCAAGGAGAGUAUGACAGCCACCUCCCUUGGCCCUUUCAGGGUACCAUACGCCUUACGAUUCUUGAUCAGUCUGAAGCACCCAUAAGACAAAACCACGAAGAAAUAAUGGAUGCCAAACCAGAGCUGCUUGCCUUCCAGCGACCCACAAUCCCACGGAACCCAAAAGGUUUUGGCUAUGUAACUUUUAUGCAUCUAGAAGCCCUAAAACAGAGAACCUUCAUUAAGGAUGACACAUUAUUAGUACGCUGUGAGGUCACUACCCGCUUUGACAUGGGUAGCCUUCGGAGGGAGGGUUUUCAGCCACGAAGUACUGAUACAGGGAUAUAGCAUUCUUUCAUUAUUUUAUUAAAAAAAAAAAAACAAACCUAUCUAGAGAAACAGUGCCCUUUGUGCUGUUCCCAAUAAUAAUAUGCAAGCCAGAAAAGCAAAGGGCAAAGCAAGAUGGCACACCCACUAGUGAAUGUAGUUGAAGAAGUCACCUACCACUUCUUCCUGUUACAAAUGCACCUGAGGGUGUUUUUACUUUGGAUUCUACACGGUCAGUGCGUCUUCAAAAAUGUUAUGCUUCAAGUGCCUGUGGCAUGUUUCAGCAGCUGUUUUGUCAGUUAGGAUACCUCAUUGCUAUACUUCAUGGACUUUUGCUCUAAUGUAUUUUAUUGUCAGAAAGCCCGGAGUACUGUAGUUCAAGCCUUUAAUAAUAAUGGACUUUCCUGAAAACUACAGGUUAUUUUUAUACUGAUAUAUGUAAUAUAUUAAAUGUGAGAAUCACUACUGUCUUGUGCGGGUGCCAGCAAGAAGAAUUAUUGCUCUAGAGAGUUGAGUUCUCAUUUUAUUUGAACUAUAAUCCUUGGAAAUCUCAAGUUCUCAUUUACUCCAUUUUUUUUUUUUCCAGGUGGUUAGUAAGGUUGUUCAAGGACUAGUUUAAACCCUAAACAUAACCUUCCUUAUUUAGCAUAAACAUUAUGUGUUGAAUAAUACUUAACUGUUUCAUUCUGCCUCGCUUCACCUAUCUCCUUGGGGCCACAGAAUAGCAUCUUCUUCAGAGUUUAUGAUGCUGAGAACCAUGUGGAUACUAGCUGCUCGUGUUAUGCUAUAUGACCCUUUUUGUCUAUUCAUCUAUUCAUUGGAAAGUGAAUUUCACAGCACUGCAUAUGUCUUUACUUGUUUAAUGCUUAAGGGACAAGAGAAUGUACACAUAAAAUCUCCAACAUAAAAAUUAAGUGACUCAGCUAGUAAACUAGUGUCACUACAUUGGUGAUGGGAAAUGUUCGGUGUGAGCCGGAAAUGUUCAGCUCUUUUGAAUACCCCUUUGUUUAGUUAAAUGGGACAAAGUUGAUUUCCCCCAAACAGAAUUUCUUACAACUUUGGUAGGUCAUUGGAGGUACCUGAGAGGUCACCAAACUAAGGUUGGAAGUCAUAGUGGUUGAAACACAACUUGGCUGGAGUAGGUUGCUUCAGUCCAGCAAUUCUCAGGUGCAUCUGUCCUAUGGGAUGUAUUGAAAUGGCCAGAUGUUCCUUUCCUAACCGAUGAUUUAGUUCUGUUUUAUGUAUGUGCAUAUAAUGGCACAGAAGGACUGUAGAUGUGUAGUGGAAUCCAGUUCUCAGGGAACCCCACAACUACUAUAGGCUCUUACUAAGGAUCUAAGGAUCUAGCCACCUUUAGAUUUACUCAAGAUUACUUAAAGUCUGAUAAUGAGAGAUGGUAUUGUGUCUCCAGAGAGGCCAAAUCAGAAUCCCUGAGUAGUGUUCAAGACCAGCCCUAAUUUCCAAAGAAAGCUGAAAGAUCUUUCUUUGGAAAGAGAAGAGUCUUCUUCUUCGGAGAAGAGUCUGGGUUUUGGUUCCAGGCAGCCCCAGCAAGUGUCACUUAGAACUUUCCCUUUGCUUUUCUCUGUACGCUCCCUCCCCACCUCACUGUUAGGCUCCUGCUUUGCUGAGUUUGUUACAGAGUGAAAAUAAAAGUCAAGCAGAGACCUCUUUUGCCUGUGCCACGUUUAGUGUCAUAGGCUCAGGGCUGGUCACCAGUUUAUUCCCUGGCAGUGUGUCCUUUAGCUACGCUUUCCAACUAACUCCUGAGAAUCAUUGCAACACCACCCUUUAGGUAGGGAAACCUGUACUUCUGCUGUUCCUGUCAUUGUUUUUUUAAUGAAUAAAUAAUUGUCGAGUUCCAUUUAAAAAGUAAAGAGUUACUUUUAUACCUAGAAAAAGCCUUAAGGAAAUUAACUAAACUUUUUGAUGGCUUAUUUUCUUCUUUCUUAUAUUUUUGACAUUUUCUCCAAUAAACAUGUACUUUUAUCAGAGAAAAGAAAUUAACUGUUGCCACAAAACGUUCAGCCUUCCUCCUGCCCUCCUCCCCUGAAAGGAAAUGAUAUUUAAAAGCUUCCUGGUCAAAUUGCUAUUAAAAGCAUGGCUGUGCAUUAGCUACUAAGAGGAGUCAUUUCCUGCCUUGGUUAUAUUCUUUUUUCCACUAACUCAGGAGUCCUAAUCAAAAUAAAAACAGUUUUUUGCCUAACUUCAACUUUUCUUAAAGUUUUCCAUGUGUAAAAGUAAGUUGAACUAGAUAUUUCUGUGGUCCCCUCCAGCCAUAAAAUUCUGUCUUAAGAAAUUAAGUUCUAACCAGCAGAACAAACACACUCAUUCAAUGGUUUUGCCAGAAAAAAAUGCCUUUAAUUUACUCUUUGCUGACACUGAUAAUUUACUUCAAAUGAAUGUUCAUUAUUUGGGUCACAUCUUAAUUUAAAUAAGCAAUUUUUUAACCCCCAACAUUUAGCAUUUUGUAACAGACCAACCAGUUGUUUUAUACUGGUUAUUGUGUAUAUAGAGUAGAAAUAAGGGUCAAGCUGUCAUUCCAAAUAGAAAACUUCUAAGACUUAAACUCAGAGUCAUGUCUUAACCUGGAAAGCCGGAUUCUUCCUUAUAUUUAUCAAAUGUCCUACUCUAUUCUUUAAAUAUGCAGUUUCACCUAGUUGGUUUGUAAGCAUUUGGGCUGUGUAUUUAUAUUUUAUUAACCACCUUUCAACAUGUUCAUCUUUUGACAUCAUUCAGGGACACUGCCAAAAUUUUUAUUGUUUUCCCUUUUUCUGGAGAUGUCCAACACAAUGUUGGAUGAAACUUAUUGCAAGUCAUACGUUUUGCUAUUGGCAAACAAGUCUGGAUGUUGACUUGUAGUUUAUUAGUAUACUUUUUUUUUGGAGGCAGAGUCCUACUAUGACACUCUCAGUAGAGUGCUAUGGCGUCACAGCUCACAGCAACCUCAGACUCUUGCCUCAGCCUCCCUAGUAGCUGGGACUACAGGUGCCCGCCACAAUGCCCACCUAUUUUUUUUUUGUUUGUUUGUUUGCAGUUGUCAUUGUUGUUUUAGCAGGCCCAGGCCAGGCUUGAACCUGCCAGCUUCAGCUUCAGUGUAUGUGGCUGGCACCCUACUCCCUGAACUACAGAUGCCAAGCCGGUUAAUUACUUUACUUUGACACCACUGACAGUCUUUGACAUACUACAGUAUAACUCAACUUUUAUUUUUGGUAUAAAUAGUAGAAAGAAAAUAAAACCAAGGUGGAUUUUUUUACCCUAAAGAUGGACUUAUGGGUGGCUCCUGUGGCUCAAGGAGUAGGGCACCGGUCCCAUAUGCCGGAGGUGGUGGGUUCAAACCUAGCCCCGGACAAAAACCACAAAAAAAAAAAAAAAAGAUGGACUUUAUAUAGAGAUGUUGGAUGACCUCUAGCAAUUAAUUUUUGUGACUGGUAUAAAAUUAAGUUCUCCAUUACUGUUUUCAUGCCAACAAGUCUUAAACUAAGAGCAUGCUUAUGAAUUGUGCAUGCAGUUAGAAUGCAUCUUUUUUACGGAAGAGCAAUUGUCAUUCCUUUAUCCAGGGAAUCCUCCACUUUCUGGUGACCUCAACACACUUCAAAUGACUAGAUUUUUCUAAUUUACAACCUUAAAGUACUUUUCUUCCAUUCGGCUACUAAUACUGCUGUUUUCUCGGCUUGCCUCAAUUGCAUUCUCACUCAUUGUUUUAUAUAAAAUACUAUUAGGUGUUUUUUGUGAUGCCUAGUUCCAUAGAACCUAAGCAUCGCCAUUAGGAAAUGAAAAAGGAACUAUAAAUAAUUGUAUUUUUCUUUUGAAACAUGUUUUUUUUAAAUUUUCAGAAUCAUGAUAGAAUGUAGUUAGUUUCAGAGUUGCUAUGGUGUCUAUCGAAUGGAGUUGGCACUUCCAAAUUUCCAAUAUCCCGAAAGAUGAUGUGAUAAAAUCAGAUUGGAUGGAUCUUGGCAGACUGUAACACUCUAUUAUAGCCUGUACUUCUAGUCAAUGACAAACACUUGCAAGGAGAUACCUAAAUUUUUUUUCACUGAAUGUCACCCAUGUCCUUAAUGUUUUAGCGCUUUUCCUCCCACAAAAUCCAGCUUAUUAUAAAAUUCUGGAAAAUAUUUCUAGAUGGGCAAAUCCUCUCUCAAAGUGCUUUCUCAGCAGGACCCUGGCCCUGUCCUUGAAGACAAGAGGGAAGGUGGGGUGUACUUCUCUACUCUUGAGGUUUACAGCUCUAAAUGUAGGUGCUUUCUUACUCUUGGAAAAUCUGCAAAGCAGAACUAUAGUUCUUUCUCUUCUACACUAGCCCCCAGGAGAUGGUAAACUGUGUGUGGUAGAGAGAGGUGUUCCCAUCACUGCUGAGUCCCCUGUACUUAGCCUGGUGCCUGGCACAUAAUACAUAUUCCAUAUGUAACAAUGAACAUUUAAUGAAAGCAGUGAUUGAACCUGACCGAUUUCUGGUAGCUUAUUUGUUGUAUAAAUUUUAGGUGGUAAAGCAUGUUACUUCUUUUGCUUUUUUUCCUUGGCACUUUAUGAAAUUUCCCAAACAUGCUGAAAUGUUGAAAAACUUGUAUAAUAAACAUCUACUACCUAGCAUCUGCAAUAACCUUUUGUUACAUUUGCUUUAUCACUUAAUAUAUUGUUACUUCUACUGAGACUUCAACCUUGGUUUCUUUUUAAAAAUCUCACUCCUAACAUAACUGAAUAACUUUAAUCAAGUUGUCUUAAAUUCUUUGGGGAAACUUGUGAUAUUUAUGUUGUAACUGGAAUUGUAGUUCUCACUUUAAAUUUCUGUACAUGUGGUAUGCUGAAUUUUAAUCUUAUUUAUUUUGCCUGAAAUUUUUUUAUAAUGGAUUUAUUUGAAAGUCCUUGAACAAUUAUGCAGAAUGUUCCGAUGUUAUUUUCAUACUUGAUAAAUUGUCCAAUUAAUUUCUCUGUUGAGAAUAUAAUUUGGGACCCAUUUUGCUUAUAUAAGAUUCAGGGAUUAUGUUCCCAGAGGGCUGAAGAUUAAUAAAUUGUGGUACAUGUACACCAUGGAAUAUUAUGCAGCCUUAAAGAAAGCUGGAGACUUUACCUCUUUCAUGUUUACAUGGAUGGAGCUGGAACAUAUUCUUCUUAGUAAAGUAUCUCAAGAAUGGAAGAAAAAGUAUCCAAUGUACUCAGCCCUACUAUGAAACUAAUUUAGGGUUUUCACAUGAAAGCUAUA